This is a messenger RNA of Sclerotinia sclerotiorum 1980 UF-70, 2544 nucleotides long. RefSeq lists its product as hypothetical. The transcript is spliced from 3 exons. The record is from RefSeq and is a predicted model, not a curated record. Gene Ontology annotation, cellular component: elongator holoenzyme complex. Lineage: Eukaryota; Fungi; Ascomycota; Leotiomycetes; Helotiales; Sclerotiniaceae. Gene Ontology annotation, biological process: tRNA wobble uridine modification. The coding region runs from base 1 to 2544 and encodes 847 amino acids. Gene Ontology annotation, molecular function: protein binding.
AUGAAUAAAAUUACUUCAGAGUAUCUUGCGGCAGGUGGCAAUAGACAUCCUUCUGCUGCUGAUUGGGAUGAAUCAGGACUUCUAGCCUAUGGAACUGAUAGAAAUAUCGCAUUAUGGUAUCCUGGAAAUGAAUCUUCCAGAGGAGUUUUUGAACUUCUCAGUGCUCAUACCGAUACGGUUAAUGUCGUGAAAUUUAUCCCUAAAUCACAUGGUCUCAUACUUAGUGGAUCGGUCGAUAAGACGGUGAGGAUUUGGAAACAGGAUGAUGUAUCAAAGAGUUAUACUUGUAUUCAAACUAUUACCGAUCAUCAGAGCACGAUCAAUUGUAUAGCUGUCACAGAAGGCUCGAAAAUCUUUGCUACAGGUUCGGCGGAUGCCGUUGUCAAGAUUUGGAAACUCGGUGAUGAUAAUGUUGCAAGUUUGCAGCAAUCUAUCACGAUUACUCCGCGAUUAUUUCCAUUGGCAUUGGCUUUGAGCCCUUUGACUGGGGCAUCGGAUUCUUUACUUCUUGCAGUAGCAGGCACAAAAGAUAUCAUUCAGCUUCACGUGCUCGAUGCUCAAGCGGGAUCAGAAUUUAAAUAUAAGGCUACAUUAUCUGGACACGAAGGAUGGAUCAGAUCAUUAGAAUUCACACCAGAGAGCGAUAGUCCAACGAGUGAUUUACUCCUCUCAUCAGCCAGUCAGGAUAAAUAUAUCCGAUUGUGGAGAAUUCAUCAAGGCAAAGAAUUACCCGCCGCAGCAACCGCAGCCGAUCCAACAUUCGGAGCAUUCAUGCCAGGAAAAUCUCUAUCCAACAAAGCGCAUCGAUUUCAAGCCCAAGAAUUAGAUUUCUCCGCCACAUUCGAAGCGCUUCUCCUCGGACAUGAAGAUUGGAUCUACAGCACACGAUGGCUGAAGCCCACUCUAUCUUCCAACCAAAAACCACAACUUCUCUCCUCCUCAGCCGAUAAUUCUCUCGCCAUCUGGGAGCCCGAUACUCACACAGGUGUCUGGGUAACCGUCGCACGCCUCGGAGAAAUCAGUGCGGAAAAAGGAUCUACCACCGCCACCGGUAGCACGGGAGGUUUCUGGACCGGUCUCUGGUCACCCAAUGGCUCAACCGUCGUGUGUCUCGGACGAACUGGUAGUUGGCGUCUCUGGAACCAUGAUGCAUCUUCUGAUCGUUGGGCCCAGAGUCCGGCUAUUACCGGUCAUGUGAAAGCGGUGAUGGGAAUCGCGUGGUCGAAGGAUGGAAGUUAUUUGCUAUCGACCAGUACGGAUCAAACGACUAGGUUGCACGCGCAGUGGAAGAGAGAUGGAAAAGUUAGUUGGCAUGAGAUGGCUAGACCACAAAUUCAUGGUUAUGAUUUGAAUUGUAUUGAUUCGCUUGGAGAGACACAAUUCGUAUCCGGCGCCGACGAGAAAUUACUUCGAGUAUUCAAUGAGCCCAGAGCAGUCGCCACACUACUCAACAAACUCUGUGGAAUCGGCAGCGAGAAUAUCAACAACAUGCCCGACGCAGCAAAUAUGCCCGUACUAGGACUAUCCAACAAAGCCAUCGAAGCCAUCAGCGACGAGCAAACCAUCGAAAAUCCCAACGACCACAAUCGCGAAGCCAUAGACCCCGCCUCCAUCGUCCACAAAUCCACACUAGACCUCUCACACCCACCGCUCGAAGAUCAUCUCUCCCGCCACACACUGUGGCCCGAAACCGAAAAACUCUACGGACACGGCUAUGAGAUUUCCGCACUAGCCACCUCCCACGAUGGCAGCAUCAUCGCCACAGCCUGCAAAGCCAGCUCCAUCGAGCACGCCGUAAUCCGACUCUUCGAAACCCAAGAAUGGCACGAGAUAAAACCACCUCUUACAGCUCACUCCCUCACAGCCGCUCGAUUACGUUUCUCACACGAUGACAAGUAUUUACUUUCUGUGGGACGCGAUCGUCAAUGGGUUGUAUUUCAACGAGAUGAGCGAGAUCCGCUUGUGUAUAAAUUGGUUGAGAGGAAUCUGAAGGGUCAUUCGAGGAUGAUUCUUGAUGCUGCUUGGGCUCCUACUUUCUCUUCAUCUUCAUCUGUAUCGUCAUCUACAUCUACAUCAACAUCUACAAAUUCCCCCAUCUUCGCAACAGCAGGAAGAGACAAACAAGUUAAAAUCUGGAGUCGCGACAGCAAAACCCAAGCCCAAACUGACACCAAUAUCGAAACAGAAACAGAGAAUAAUGCCGGAGGAUUCACAUGCAAAGCCACAAUACCAAGCGACGCCCCCAUAACCGCGCUUGAUUUCCUCGACAAGAUCAUAGGAAACGCUAUAUAUUUAGCUAUAGGUACUGAACUGGGAAGAUUUAAUAUCUAUCGUGUUACUGUAGAUGGUGAUGCUAUUACUGUUACUGAGGUUUUAUUGGAUAUGGGAUCUAGCAAAAACUAUUACCCCUCCAAAGCCAUCACGCAAUUAGCAUGGAAACCCCAGAGAUCUAGCAAUAAUACUCCAGAGCACGACGAGAACAUAGAUAUGGAAUUGGCAAUUGCGAGUGAAGAUAGUUCUUUGAGGAUUUAUUCUUUAUGUUGA